This is a messenger RNA of Onychostoma macrolepis, 3198 nucleotides long. It is a transcript of the gene znf276, whose product is annotated as zinc finger protein 276. Gene Ontology annotation, molecular function: chromatin insulator sequence binding; zinc ion binding. Bases 198 to 1757 code for a protein of 519 amino acids. Gene Ontology annotation, biological process: regulation of transcription by RNA polymerase II. The transcript is spliced from 11 exons. Gene Ontology annotation, cellular component: nucleus; chromosome; kinetochore. The record is from RefSeq and is a predicted model, not a curated record. NCBI's taxonomy places the organism in Eukaryota, Metazoa, Chordata, Actinopteri, Cypriniformes, Cyprinidae.
ACCAGAGCGCUUCCGGUCGUGUAGUGCACCGUCGUGUUUUCGUGAAAUACUAGAUCAUAUGGUAUUUAUGCACUUAGUAGCGAUAUUAAUCGAAGAAGCCUCUAAAGAAGCUCCGCGUGCAGUGGGCCGCUGAUGAGAUGAGUGGCGUGUGUGAAUCAUAAUCAGAUCAGAUAUCGAUGAAGUAUUGAUCAGUGACGAUGAUGAAGAGAGCGGCGCGACACUCGCGGAGAGGAAGAGCGAGCAAACGAGCCAAGAGCGACGAGCACGCGGCGGACACACGUGACGACCCCGGCCGGAUGAGCACGGGCUUCUGUCGGCUGUGUCACGGGAAGUUCUCCACGCGGCGUCUGCGGCAGGCGUUUGCGCAGCUGCAGGGCGAGACCUGCGCCGUGUACCCGCUCUUCUGCGCAGACUUCCAGCAGCUGCUCGGGGUGCCCAUGGACAGAGACCCCCGUCUGUCCCAGUUCAUCUGCAACAGCUGCCACGCUCAGUUCUACCGCUGCCACAGCAUCCUGCUGGACUUCAGGAACCGAGUCAACCUGACGCCCGCCUCCAGAGACAGGAACAGCAGCGAGUGCUCGCCGUCACAGGAUGGCAUCACUUUAUUCCGGUCGCACAUCACCUCAGACAGACGCUGUCUGCACGGUCUGGUGUCGUGGGCUCACGGUCAUGCCGAGGCCUGCCGCUCCUGCCCUGACCUGCAGGAGGUGCUGGAGGGCCAGUGCCGAGGGGCUCUGCAGGUGGUCUGGAGAUGCGUGGACGGUCACACUUAUGUGAUGGACACCAGCGGCGCUCAGGCCAGAUCAAACGCUGGGCCACAGACCACUGAAACUCAAAGUGACGACAGAGCAAAAGCAAGCAAAGACGACCUCCAGUCAGCGUCCAGAGCCAACAGCGUCCGCACGGCGAGGUCCGGUGAAGCUGCUGCAGCUCGGAAUCACAGCAGCACUCCUGCCGAAGACAUGCAGUCCUGUGAGGAGACGGCCACUACAGUAGCACCACUGCUGAUGGACGCAGAUGAUGCGGACAGUGAUCUCUCAGACAGGAACCUGUUGAGUGACGAGGAGUGUGAGGACAGGAGGAAGAGCGGCUCAUCUGAGGACAGCUCAGAUCUGAACACUGACAAGCGUUCCUCAAAGAGCAAAGAGUCCAAGACGCUGGAACCCAAAGCCAGGAGGAAACCUGGACCCAAGCCUGGCUGGAAGAACAAGAAGGCAGAGCGAGAGGAGCUGCCCACCAUCUACAAGUGUCCUCAUCAGGGCUGUACGGCCGUCUACAGAGGAGCCGACGGCAUGAAGAAACACAUCAAGGAGCAUCACGAGGAGGUGCGGGAGAGGCCCUGUCCACAUCCAGGCUGCAACAAGGUCUUCAUGAUCGACAGAUACCUGCAGAGACACGUCAAACUCAUCCACACAGAGGUGAGGAACUACAUCUGUGACGAGUGCGGCCAGACGUUCAAGCAGAGGAAACAUCUGUCGGUGCAUCAGAUGCGUCACUCCGGAGCCAAACCGCUGCAGUGCGAGGUGUGUGGCUUCCAGUGCCGCCAGCGGGCCUCGCUCAAGUAUCACAUGACCAAGCACAAGGCGGAGGCGGACCUGGAGUUCGCCUGUGUGAUCUGCGGCAAGCGCUUCGAGAAGGCGCACAAUCUGAACGUGCACAUGUCCAUGGUGCAUCCUCUCCUGCAGGGCGGCGGCGUUCCUGCCGCUCCAGACUCGUCCGCAGCCGACAUCAGCUGUGUGCUGGACACAAACCAGUGAUCCAUCAGCCCUGCUCAGAGACGCUCUCACAGGAGCACCGCGAGGUCACAGAGUAGUGUUUGAGCUGCACGCAGAAACCGGUUUAGAGCUGACAGAGCACAUACAUCCAGCCCAGUUUAGCAGACAAACGCUGAAGAUCCAGCGCUUCUGACUGACGCUAAUUUCUGUGACAUCUGCAGUGAGCAGCCAAUCACACGAGACAGAGCCAGGCUCAGUUCACGCUCAUGAGCGAGUCGCUCUGCUGAAGAUCACCAGAUUCUUGAGAGGAACGUCGUGAAUUCAAAUACAUUUACAACGCCGCAGAAGUUUGAGAAGAAAACAUCUGCCUGCAUUAAAGCAUUUCUGAGACGACACAAGCUUAGACAUUUUACACGCUCUGUUUUAUUCAUCAUACACACAGUUUGGGAUCAGGAAGAUUAUUCAUAGUUUAAGAAGUUUCUUCUGCUCAUCAAGGCUGUAUCUAUUUGAUCAAAUACAGAAAAAAUUAUUUUGUGAAAUAUCAAGUUUUAAUAUGCUGUAAAAUAGAAUGUAGUUCUGUGACGCAGCUGUAUUUUCAGCAUCAUUACUGCAGUCUUCAGUGUCACAUGAUCUUCAGAAAUCAUUCUAAUAUGCUGAUUUGUUAUUAAUGUUGAAACCGUUGUGCUGCUUAAUAUUGUUUUUUGGAACCUGUGAUAUAUUGUAACACAAUUUUGAUUAAACACUGUUCUUUUUAACUUUUUAUUCAAAGUAUCCUGAAAAACAUGUUUAAUCAAAAUUUUGUGUUACAAUAUAUAUCAGGUUCCAAAAAACAAUAUUAAACAGCACAGUUUCAACACUCAUAAAUCAGCAUAUUAGAAUGAUUUCUGAAGAUCAUGUGACUCUGAAGACUGGAGUAAUGAUGCUGAAAAUACAGCUGCGCAUCACAGAAAUACAUUAUAUUUUAAAGUAUUUUAAGAUAUGAAACUAAUAUCAGCAACUGCAAUAUUUCACAAUAUUACUUUUUUUUUUUCUUCAGUGUUUUUAAUAAAUGAUGCCAGUGAAUGUAUAUAUUUAAAAGUUGAAAAUUAGAAAUAUGUCCUUGUGUAAUGCAGUAAGGAUAUAAGACUCAUAAUAAAUAAUAGGUGUAAUGAUCUUCUCACGGUCCCUUGACUCGGAGUGUUUUCAUCUGAAAGCUCAGUCCUUUGAGACGAAUGUUUCUGAUCACGUGACCUGUGCGAGCGGCUCUCUGCUGUGCUGAUGCUGUGUCCGGCGUCUCACGUGAAGCUGCGGAGCGCUGCGGAGAUCUCGGGGUCCAGCUGCUCGUAUUCAGACUGCAGCUGCAGGAGACACAGCACAGGAACUGAACACUCGUUUACUGGCAGCUAAUAACAGCACUGAUUAAUCAUUACACCCUCAGAGACACAGCAGACGUGAUCGAGUCAUGUUGGGUGUUUUAAUGUCAAUAAUAAACAAAUACAUCUCA